UUUAUUAAGAGGGUAGUUAGUGUCUCAGACAGCGGGUGGUCUGUAGGUGGUGUCUAUAAAAAAUUGUUGACGAACACGGUCGAGGAGACCGGGUGCGAAUAUUCGUGUUAUUAUUUUUUGUAGGUGUUGAUAAGUUAUAUCAGAUAUGGAGUUACGAAAAAGAACAAGCAAGAUUCUUGAAACUUAUGAAGAUAGUCCUAACUGACGACGCAUAUUAUGGCAAUGAUGACGAUGACGAACAAGAUGAGGUUGACAACGUUGAGGAAAGAUCAUAUAGUGACAGCGAGCAGGAAUUUGAUGAGGCACUAGAAAAUUAUGAUCUUAACCUACUCCAGCGUGAGCCGUGA
Acanthoscelides obtectus is the source of this 347-nucleotide messenger RNA. NCBI's taxonomy places the organism in Eukaryota, Metazoa, Arthropoda, Insecta, Coleoptera, Chrysomelidae. The record is from the annotation of a GenBank genome assembly.